Nannospalax galili (Upper Galilee mountains blind mole rat) is the source of this 2453-nucleotide messenger RNA. RefSeq names its product synaptotagmin 3 (gene Syt3). Bases 185 to 1951 code for a protein of 588 amino acids. Gene Ontology annotation, molecular function: phosphatidylserine binding; calcium ion binding; calcium-dependent phospholipid binding. NCBI's taxonomy places the organism in Eukaryota, Metazoa, Chordata, Mammalia, Rodentia, Spalacidae. The transcript has 11 exons. The record is from RefSeq and is a predicted model, not a curated record. Gene Ontology annotation, cellular component: membrane. Gene Ontology annotation, biological process: calcium-ion regulated exocytosis; cellular response to calcium ion; regulation of dopamine secretion.
GGCGAGGAGGAGCCAGGCGCGUACCGCGGCGGGCGCGUGGGGCUGCGGCGGCCGCGGCUCCGCUUGCGUGGGGACCGGUCUGCAGCGGCUUGUCCACCCUGCAACCCCCAUGGACUGCCGCCCGCCGCCGUCACCGCUGCCACCUAGGGCAAGGCAGGGAUAAGCACAGGACCACUCAGUCACCAUGUCUGGGGACUACGAGGAUGACCUGUGCCGGCGGGCCCUCAUCCUAGUCUCUGACCUCUGUGCACGGGUCCGAGACACGGAUACCAAUGACAGGUGCCAAGAGUUCAACGAACUGCGAAUCCGAGGCUAUCCCCGGGGUCCAGACGCAGACAUUUCCGUCAGCCUGCUGUCAGUCAUCGUCACUUUCUGUGGUAUCGUCCUCCUGAGUGUCUCUCUAUUCGUGUCCUGGAAGUUGUGCUGGGUGCCCUGGAGGGACAAAGGCGCCUCGGCAGUGGGCGGUGGCCCCCUACGUAAAGACCUAGCCCCCGGGGUUGGGCUGGCCGGCCUGGUAGGAGGCGGUGGGCAUCACCUGGGGGCCGGCCUGAGUGGCCAUCCUCUGCUGGGCGGCCCACACCACCAUGCGCACACGGCCCACCAUCCGCCCUUCGCGGAGCUGCUGGAACCAGGCGGGCUUGGGGCCUCUGAGCUUCCAGAACCUUCCUACCUAGACAUGGACUCCUAUCCAGAGGCUGCCGCAGCUGUUGUGGUAGCUGGUGGGGUUAAACCCAGUCAGACGUCGCCUGAGCUGCCCUCCGAGGGUGGGGCAGGCUCGGGGCUACUGCUGUUGCCUCCCAGUAGUGGGGGCUUGCCCAGCGCACAGUCCCAUCAGCAGGUGACAAGCCUAGCACCCACCACCAGGUACCCUGCCCUGCCCAGGCCCCUCACCCAGCAGACCCUGACCACCCAAGCAGACCCAAGCAGUGAGGAGCGGCCACCCACCCUGCCCUUACCCCUGCCAGGCGGUGAGGAAAAAGCCAAGCUCAUCGGGCAGAUCAAGCCAGAGUUGUACCAGGGCACGGGACCUGGAGGCCGGAGGGGUGGCGGGGGCUCGGGGGAUACCGGGGCUCCCUGCGGCCGUAUCAGCUUUGCCCUGCGGUACCUCUACGGCUCCGACCAGCUCGUGGUGCGGAUCCUGCAGGCCCUGGACCUCCCUGCAAAGGACUCCAAUGGGUUCUCAGACCCUUAUGUCAAGAUCUACCUGCUGCCUGACCGGAAGAAGAAAUUCCAGACCAAGGUGCACAGAAAGACGCUAAACCCAGUCUUCAAUGAGACGUUCCAGUUCUCCGUGCCCCUGGCCGAGCUGGCCCAGCGCAAGCUGCACUUCAGUGUGUACGACUUCGACCGCUUCUCACGGCAUGACCUCAUCGGCCAGGUGGUCCUGGACAACCUGCUGGAGCUGGCUGAGCAGCCCCCUGAUCGCCCACUGUGGAGGGAUAUCGUGGAGGGUGGCUCGGAAAAAGCGGAUCUUGGGGAGCUCAAUUUCUCACUUUGCUACCUCCCCACGGCCGGGCGCCUCACCGUGACCAUCAUCAAAGCCUCUAACCUCAAAGCGAUGGACCUCACGGGCUUCUCAGAUCCCUAUGUUAAGGCCUCUCUGAUCAGCGAAGGGCGGCGUUUGAAGAAGAGGAAGACAUCCAUCAAGAAGAACACACUGAACCCCACGUACAAUGAAGCCCUGGUGUUCGAUGUGGCCCCCGAGAGCGUGGAAAACGUGGGGCUCAGCAUCGCCGUGGUGGACUACGACUGCAUCGGCCACAACGAGGUGAUCGGUGUGUGCCGCGUGGGCCCCGAGGCUGCUGACCCACAUGGCCGGGAGCACUGGGCGGAGAUGUUGGCCAACCCCCGAAAGCCCGUGGAGCACUGGCACCAGCUGGUGGAGGAGAGGACUCUGACCAGCUUCACAAAAGGCAGCAAAGGACUGUCAGAGAAAGAGAACUCAGAGUGAGGGGUCUGGCCUAGGCCUGGCAUUGGACCAGGUGCCCUCAGGACCCCAUCCCUUCCUGCCUGGACUGUGAACUCAUCUCCUCGAAGCCAUAACAUCUGAGCUGCCGGUGCAGGGCAGCCUGGGCCUGGGCCUCUGUGUCCUGGAGGUGUGAGGCUGGGAGGCCACAGGCCCAGCUCUGUUUCAGGGUGGGAGGGCCUCAGCCUCUGAUGUCUGUCUUCUCUUCUCCGGGGUUCCCCCUUGAGGCAAAGGGCCAUGCAUGUCUGGGGGACCCCUACCCCCACCCUUCUGUCUGUCUGUCUGUCUGACUGUUCUUUGCUAUUGUCUGAGUCCUGCUGUCUUGGCCCAUGUCCUUACUGUGAAUGUCGAAGACCAAUCCUUGAUGUCCCGCCAAACAGACACACCCCCCAGCAUCCACCCCUUCUGUCCCCCUAAUCUGAGUCUGGCCUAUCCCCUGCUGCUGCUGUCAACGCCAGAAUAAACACGCUCUGUGGGUCUCCCUCCA